This is a messenger RNA of Tauraco erythrolophus (red-crested turaco), 1375 nucleotides long. The record is from RefSeq and is a predicted model, not a curated record. Lineage: Eukaryota; Metazoa; Chordata; Aves; Musophagiformes; Musophagidae.
AAUUUGCCACCAAUUCGAAACAAGGCUUUUAAGAAAAAGAAGAAAAGCAAAAGUAAAGUCCCUUCAAAGAUAACCACGGAGGAAAACAAGAAAAACAAGAUCAAGUCUUAUGAUUAUGAAGCAUGGGGAAAACUUGAUGUGGAUAAAAUACUUGAAGAACUUGAUAAAGAAGAUAGUACUCAUGAUUCUGUAUCUCCAGAAUCGGACUCUGAAGAAGAUGGAAUUCGUAUAGAUGCAGCAAAGGCUCUUGCAGAGAAGGAAAAGGGUAAUAACUACUUUAAACAAGGGAAUUUUGAUGAAGCUAUAAAAUGCUACACUAGAGGGAUGCAUUCUGAUCCAUACAAUCCAGUAUUGCCCACAAACAGAGCAUCAGCUUUUUAUAGAAUGAAAAAGUUUUCUGUUGCAGAAUCUGACUGCAAUUUAGCACUUGCAUUAGAUAAAAAUUACACCAAGGCUUAUGCCAGAAGAGGGGCUGCUCGCUUCGCUUUGAAAAAUCUUCAAGGUGCUAAAGAAGAUUAUGAAAAAGUUUUAGAGCUGGAUGCAAACAACUUUGAAGCAAAAAAUGAACUGAAGAAAAUUGAGCAGGCUCUGUCAUCAAAAAGUUCAGAACAGAAAGAGUUUGAAGAUGUGGCCAGACCAGAAUUAACAGAUGAGGAGAAGAAGCGUAUUGAAGACCAGCAGCUCAAGCAGAAGGCUAUUACAGAAAAAGAUCUGGGUAAUGGUUACUUCAAAGAAGGAAAGUACGAGGCUGCAGUAGAGUGUUAUACCCGCGGCAUUGCAGCAGAUGGCACCAAUGCGCUUCUGCCGGCCAACAGAGCCAUGGCCUACCUAAAGAUGGACAAAUAUGAAGAGGCAGAGAAUGACUGUACGCAAGCUCUGCUAUUAGAUGCCUCCUAUUCUAAAGCCUUUGCCAGAAGAGGAGCUGCCAGAGUUGCUCUUGGAAAGCUAAAAGAAGCUGUGGAAGAUUUUGAAGCUGUUCUGAAGCUGGAACCUGGAAAUAAACAAGCAAUAAAUGAACUCACUAAAAUAAGAAAUGAAUUAGCUGAGAAAGAACAGUGGACUCAUCAAGAAUAUCCUGCAGUUUUGAUAAAAGAAAAUGAAAUCAAAAAUAUAGUGAAAGUGAUUGAAAAUCCUUUACACCUGAAAUCUAUGAAGCCUUUGCAAAGGAUAGCCAUUGAAGAAGUCGAUGAUGACACACCAAAUAAUGAUUUGCCCAGCACUGCUUCUUUAGUCAAUAACUGGAGGAAUUCAAUGAAUGUUAAAACAACAGAGAAUCUAGAUCAAGAUGAUCAGUCGACUACAAUGGACAUUCCAAAAGCAAAGCACUUGAAAAUAGAAGAAAUCAGUGAUACAUCACCACUACAGCUUCCUGCCA